This is a messenger RNA of Tarenaya hassleriana, 1234 nucleotides long. RefSeq names its product protein RER1D. The record is from RefSeq and is a predicted model, not a curated record. NCBI's taxonomy places the organism in Eukaryota, Viridiplantae, Streptophyta, Magnoliopsida, Brassicales, Cleomaceae. Gene Ontology annotation, cellular component: Golgi membrane. Gene Ontology annotation, biological process: protein retention in ER lumen; retrograde vesicle-mediated transport, Golgi to endoplasmic reticulum.
CAGUAUGGGCCCACAAGAACCCUAAUGAGGCCCAAAAUCUUGAGACCUUAUCCGAUGUACCACAGCCCAUCAAUCCACAACCAUUUUUUGGGCAAAACAGCGAAUAAAUUAUGUCCACGUGUCACAUAAUUCGCUUAGACCCCACCCCACGUCAGUCUCGUUUUCCUCGUCAAGCAAGCAAGCGAUUUGGAAAUCGAGAAAAGAAAAAGUCGGAAACUUUUCUCGUCACUUUCCAGGUAGUUUCCCUUCCGCCUAACUGGACCAAGAAAAUUUUGGCGGUGGGAAGCAACGUUGAAUUCUGCACUCUACCAUAGAGUUGGAGAUAUUUCUCGAAAGCUUUCUACAUUUUUCACGUAAUCUCUGUCGAUUUUAUUUGUUCAGUAACCAAGAUCAUGUGGAUUCCUUUACCGUAUCGCUUCGAUUGACGUCUUACAUCGAUUUGAUCGGAAUUUUUUUAGGGUUAGGUGUACUAGGAAUAACUGUUUGUGUUGUCAUGGAGGAAUCGGGAAAUGACAGCAACGUUGUCGUUUCACCGCCCGCGAAAUGGAGAAGCGAUUUCACGAGGAAUUUCCAGAAUUACCUGGACAGUUCCGCCCCUCACUUCGGUCGGAGAUGGCUGGUGACAUUGGCGGCUGCUGUGAUCUACGUCUUGAGGGUUUACUAUAUCGAAGGGUUUUACGUCAUCUCGUAUGGCCUCGCUACUUACAUCUUGAACCUCUUGAUCGGUUUCCUCUCACCUAAGGUCGAUCCAGAGCUCGAGGCUUUCGAUGGUCCUCUCCGGUCUAACGUAGGUUCUGACGAGUUCAAGCCUUUUGUUCGUCGCCUUCCUGAGUUCAAAUUCUGGUACGCAGCAACAAAGGCCUUUGUUGUUGCGUUUCUCAUAACUUUUGUCUCCCUCUUGGAUGUCCCUGUCUUCUGGCCGAUCUUGUUGUGCUACUGGUUGUUUCUGUUUAUCCUCACCAUGAAACGCCAACUGGUACACAUGAUCAAGUACAGAUACGUUCCUUUUGACUUUGGAAAGCAGAGGAGCUCCGGCAAUGAUACUUGUAGAAGCGGCAAUGCAUCAUCUGGGACUGGAAAGACAGCUUGAUGUGAAUCUUGGACCGGACACUGUUUUUUUGCGUUUUCCCGCAAGUGACAAGAACUAGAGCCAGAGCAAAUCAGCAUAGAAGGCAAAGUAAGUGUUUUGAGGGCUGGCAGAAUUGAGUAAUCUUCCUCCUUCGGUUGAAGUUGG